CAGUUCCGGGUCCUCCUGCUUUCCCUGGUCCGAAGCCUAGCGCGGCGGCUGUGGUAGGCGGAGGAGGUUCCGUGCUUCCGAAGAGAGCGGAAAAAUUCUCCAUCAUCCCGGCGUGCUCCGCGCAAUCUCCUCCCAUUGGCUUCGUAUCUUGGCAAUCCCCUAUGUUCGCUUUGUUUUCAUUGGAGGGUAGUGAACCUUCCUCUGCAUUUGAUUGGCUAACUACCCUGGAAACUCGACCGUUUUCCGAUUGGCUGGUUUCUUCGUCUUCAGUGGCGUAUUUUUAGAUGGCGGUCUUACGUCAAUAGAAUGCGUCAGGGACCAAAAACAGUCCCUUGUUUGUAUUGAGUAGCCCAUAGUGAUUCCGAAGUUGGCCAAUAAAGGCGCGCGGUGUUCUUCUAAGCUCUGCCUUUUCUUUGGUUGACGUUAGCAUUGGCUAGUUAGUCUGAGUAAAAGAACGAAGAGCGUGUGUGCUGCAAGAGGGUGGUGAUAGUGUAGCGCCGGAGCUCGGUCAGUGUGAGGUGAAGAUGGCGGUGCUUGCUCCGCUGUUGGCUCUGAUCUAUUCCGUGCCUGGAAUCUGCCGCUGGUUAGCCCAGCCCUACUACCCGGUAUCACUGCUGCUCUCAGCUGCCUUCUUGCUCGUGCGGAAGGUACCGCCGUUAUGUCACGGGCUGCCUACCCAACGUGAGGACGGGAACCCUUGCGAUUUCGAUUGGCGGGAGGUAGAGAUUCUUAUGUUCCUCAGUGCCAUUGUGAUGAUGAAGAACCGCAGAUCCAUUACUGUGGACCAGCAUGUGGGGAACAUCUUCAUGUUCAGCAAAGUAGCCAAUGUUAUCCUGUUCUUCCGCCUUGACAUCCGGAUGGGACUGCUCUACCUCACCCUCUGUAUAGUGUUCCUGAUGACCUGCAAGCCACCUCUGUACCUGGGUCCUGAAUACAUCAAAUAUUUCAGUGAUAAAACCAUAGAUGAGGAACUAGAACGGGACAAGCGGGUAACCUGGAUUGUGGAAUUUUUUGCUAACUGGUCCAAUGAGUGUCAGUCAUUUGCUCCCAUCUAUGCUGACUUGUCUCUCAAAUAUAACUGCACUGGAUUGAACUUUGGGAAGGUGGAUGUGGGCCGCUACCCUGACGUAAGCACCAGGUACAAAGUUAGUACUUCUCCUCUCACGAAGCAGUUGCCCACACUGAUCCUUUUCCAAGGUGGGAAGGAGGUGAUGCGCCGGCCACAGAUUGAUAAAAAAGGCCGAGCAGUCUCAUGGAAUUUUUCAGAGGAGAAUGUGAUUCGGGAAUUCAACCUGAACGAGCUGUACCAGAGAGCCAAGAAAGUGUCUAAGCAGUCUGAGAUCCCAGAGGAGUCUCCAGAACAGCCUGCUGUCACUGGGUUCCCCAAUGGAGAGAGCAAAAAGGACAAAUAGAGCCCAGAGGACUAGAGUGUGCUCCCUUACUCCCCAUUCCUCUUCCAUUACCGUCCUGAUACCUCUCCUGGGACAUCAGCCAAAAGCUGCUUUCACCCUACAAUGCUGGUGCUGGGAGACGAUUGUAAUUGCCAAGGAGCUCCUCUCUUUGGAGUGUAAUUGACAGGGAGCUUCUGUCCUCCUGGGCUCAGGGCCUUUCUGCUGGUGGUCACGUUCCUUUUGGAUUUUUGUCCCUGACCCUCCUUCCAGGAGCUGCUAAAGGUAGUUUCAGUAGAUGAGAGCCAGCAAGGUGAGAUGUGCUACUCCCCCCCUUAUGGAAGCUAGAACCCAUGAAAACAUUGGCGCAUCUGUGUGAGGGGUUGCAAGCUUCUCUGGCAGUGACUAAGAGCUACUGAGAAAAGCAAGAACUCAGUGGGCACUGUAAAUGGGCAAGGAGGAGGAAACUCUUCCUUCUUUGUAUCCACGUUGGUUCAGUGGAAAAUCUUGGCAACUUCAUCAGUUUUGUUGGAAUCUGCUCCUCUCCCUCCUGUCAAAGCUAUGACAUCUCACUCCUGUUUGAAAUCAUCUUACGCAGGGUAAUACCUGUAUCUUCUCAGUCACAGAUAUCAUUGACCAGUUUUGACCACUUUCUACCCACUGCCCUCUAUUACAGUGACAGCAGAACUUCUAAUGUUCUCUCUUUCCAUCUGUUUUGGGCUUUAAAAGCUGAAGGGCGGAAGUAGAAUGUCUGCUGAACCUGAAUGUCCUGCUGUGCCAGAGGGUAAAUGGCUGCCACACAGCCCUAAAAGAUUCCUGCUUUUCUACAUCAUUGUCAGCUGUUGGCUUAGUGUAAUAUGCUGAGGGGGUGUAGUAACAAAGGCCUCUCCCUUGAACUGGAGGAGUGGCUGCUGCUACCAUCUACCCUGCAGGGAUCAUAGCUUGCAGGGUGAUUGCAGUUGCUGUUAACUCCCCUGUCCAACAAAGGGAGCUUGCCUAUGGAUAGAAACAAGCUCCGCUUCACUAUACUCAUCCAUCUUUUUACUUCUGUUGAUGGUCUUCUAUGGUUAUCUCUAAUAAAUAAACCUGGAAAUGUC
Messenger RNA from Rhineura floridana, 2485 nucleotides. RefSeq names its product thioredoxin related transmembrane protein 2 (gene TMX2). The record is from RefSeq and is a predicted model, not a curated record. The transcript has 8 exons. The coding region runs from base 525 to 1412 and encodes 295 amino acids. Gene Ontology annotation, biological process: brain development. Gene Ontology annotation, molecular function: disulfide oxidoreductase activity. Lineage: Eukaryota; Metazoa; Chordata; Lepidosauria; Squamata; Rhineuridae. Gene Ontology annotation, cellular component: membrane-bounded organelle.